This is a messenger RNA of Arthroderma uncinatum, 1095 nucleotides long. Its product is annotated as 3-oxoacyl-acyl-carrier-protein reductase. Gene Ontology annotation, molecular function: oxidoreductase activity, acting on the CH-OH group of donors, NAD or NADP as acceptor. Bases 1 to 1095 code for a protein of 364 amino acids. The record is from RefSeq and is a predicted model, not a curated record. The transcript is spliced from 3 exons. NCBI's taxonomy places the organism in Eukaryota, Fungi, Ascomycota, Eurotiomycetes, Onygenales, Arthrodermataceae.
AUGGUCUUUGAUAUCGGCAGGUUCCGACGCCAGGAUGUCAUCCUUCAGAUAUCCCCGCUGACGCCGCAGCCUGUGCGUAGAGGGCGAAUGGCUGUGGAGGCUGUAACUGCUGUGAUCUUCGCUGAUGCCCUGGCAUCAUUAGUCAGCCUAUAUUUGACCCCUCGAUAUCAGAAUGGAGACUUCACGGCGAGUCACCCUCUGUCGUCCUGCCAGGUUUUCACCAACGCCGCGAGGGAGAGAGAAAAAUCCUGUCGUCUCGUGCCAGACGAGGUGAACGCGGACUACGGGUACAUAAUCACCACGGUACCACCCGCGCCGCAAAUGGCUUCAUCUAUUGCAAUCGUGACGGGCGGAGGGGGGGACAUCGGCCAGGCAAUCGCGCUGAAGCUGGGCGCAACCCAUGACCUGGUGGUCUUGGUCGAUAUCGACGAGGCAAAGACCAGCGUUGCCCUGGAUCGUCUUGGCCGGGAGAAGUUCGGCAUGCAGAUAUGCGACAUCACAGAUGGCGAACAGGUGGCGGAGAUGGCGCGGCUGGUCCUGUCGAAAGGCGCGGUGCGGACGCUCGUGAACAAUGCCGGCGGAACAAGGGCGUUUAGCCUGCACGACAUGACACCAGAGCAGUGGCGGGACGAGACAUCGUUGAACCUCGAUGCGGCCUUCCUCUGCCUCCAUGCCUUUCAGGACUCGCUCAAACAGACCAGAGGCUCCGUCAUAAACAUCGCCUCCGUCAACGGCCUGUCCGUCUUUGGGAACCCUGCCUACAGCGCCGCAAAGGCUGGUCUCAUCCAUCUGACCAGGUCCAUCGCGGUAGAGUACGGGAAAUUCGGCAUCAGAGCCAACGCGGUUGCGCCGGGGACGGUGCGGACUGCUCCCUGGGAGAGUCGAAUGAAAGCCAACCCAGACGUCUUCAGGGACGUCGCUCAGUGGUAUCCGCUCGAACGUAUCGUUGAGCCACAGGACGUAGCCAACGCUGUGUCCUUCUUAAGCAGCAAUGAAGCGUCUGCCAUCACAGGCGUCUGUCUACCUGUUGAUUGUGGUCUGACGGCGGGACAGACAGCCAUUGCUCGAACCAUCACGCAGUCAGACCACUACUAA